Meloidogyne enterolobii is the source of this 758-nucleotide messenger RNA. The record is from the annotation of a GenBank genome assembly. Lineage: Eukaryota; Metazoa; Nematoda; Chromadorea; Rhabditida; Meloidogynidae.
UAGAAUCUUCGGGUCGGGGUUUUUGCCAAAAAAAAAUGUGUGGGUUUCGGGGGUCAGGUCGGUUUUUUGCUCGCACGGGGUGGGCGUCGGGGAUUGGGGUUUGUUAGGGUAACCUUUGGGGUUCCGGUCGGGGUUUAUGCCAAAAAUAUCGGAGUCGGGGUAGGCGUCGGUGAUCGGGGUUUGUUGGGGUGAUCGGGGUUUGUUGUUUCGGGGGUCGUGUCGGGGUUUAUGCCUAGAAAUUCGUUGGGAUAUGGGGUUUCGGGGGACUUGGUGCUACCCUAUUUUAUACGUAUAAACUUGUUAUAGUUUAAAAAAUUAAGAUAAAAAUUAAAAAUCAGAAAAUGCCCCCAAUUUUGAUUUGGAAUAGAUGUAAACAUGCAAGAGGAAUCGGUUAUCCAGACUAUCCUUUGAUUGAAUCAAAUACUAAAUGUCCCUUCGAUUGCACUUUUACUUAUGAUAGAAAAUUCGAGGCAAACGCAUCGACAACACUUUUUUUCCUUCAUUUAUUUUGUAAUGAGACUGAUUGGCCAAAAAAUCGUAGAGAAGAUCAAAAUUAUAUGAUGUAUACAGUUGAAUCCCCUAUACAAACCAUUUUUAAAUUUUAUGACAGAAAAUUAUUGACAGACAAAUUUUUUAAUAGUUCAGCAACUUAUCGUUUAGAUAGUUCUGUUUUUAUGCCCUAUGACGCUUUAACAAGAAUUACUCCAUAUACUCCAAAAGAAUAUAUUUGGGAUCAGAAAGAGGUCAAUUUAUUUUAG